CAUUCCCCGAGUGAUAGGAGUUCUUGUAUUCCUCAACAAGGCUGCAGGGACGACAAACACGGCUUUUCUUGCGAGAGCUAUGAUUACAUGAAGAUAAUUUUACACAUCACAUUCUCAUUCCCAGUUUUGAAUACUCAUUGUUAGAACGAGAAAAUCAACAUCAAAAUGGAUAACUCUUCAUCCGAGAACAUCGAACCGAUUUCGACCUCUUCGCCUGCGGAGAUGAGUCCUUUGAACAAGCUUGAGCGGGGGAUCUCAGGCGCCGCGACGACAACACCAUGCACGACGACCUCUGUGGCUAGCUUCGUCACUGAAUCUGAACAAGGACAUCACUAUAACCUGGAAGGAGAUUUGAACAGUACCACUCCGGAAGACUCAGGAGAGGAUGAGGAAGAUGUCAGUGCUAGCGUUGAAGACCACAAUGCUACACAUCGUCAACCGGAAGAUGUUGAUGACGACGAUAUCGACGACGAACAAGAUCUUCUUGACGACCCCGCAACAUCCAGCAACACUCAUAACGAGGAGGAUUAUGGUGGAGGUGGCGACGAGACCUCAGAAACGCGAACGCCUCCAAGCUACGAAGAAGGUCAGCCAGUAACUCUUUCGGAGUUGCUCCUACUCGGGACCGAUCCGAAAACUGGUAACUUCAAAGGUGAUUUCGUCUAUCUAGGUUCCGACCAAGGCCAAUUGUGGAAUGCCAGCGUCGUCUUAUUACGGUACUUGGACAAAAUGGCAGCUAGCACACCUGGAUUCUCAUGGGAAGGCAAGAGAAUAUUGGAACUGGGAAGCGGCUUAGGACAUUUGGCGUUUGCAUUGGCCGAACGGGGAGCAAAUGUGUACUGCACAGAACAACCGAAAUGCUGUGGGAUGCUGGCGGUACUAGUUUUCACACAAUUUUGACGAGCUUAGUCUUCAAGAAAAUAGAAUUUAUUUUUGCGUAAAACAAGUAGCCCAGGAAGAUCCUGGAUCGAGGUACGUUCGUUCACAGACUUCCCUUCACACAGCUACUUUUUAUCUACUUCAUCUACCCCGACAAAAAAUGAAAAUCUCCUAUGAACCAGGCUUCCCUCCUGCGUCAAAACGAGCGUCGGUUCGUGGUGCAUCUCCCUUCUGUGACUCCUAUCAAGUGGGGCGAUCAAACAGCUCUCCGGGAGUUGUUAGAGGACAUUGAAGAGGAAGAUGACGACAAUGCAAAGACUUUGGACUUUGUGCUUUGCUCUGAACUUUUCUACGACGAAAACGCACAUGAGGAUUUGAUCAGUUGUUGGUGGCAGAUAGCGGAACACUUCUCGAAGCCAAGAAGCUACAUGCGCGGAUGCGACAUCAUCGAGGAACAUGAAAGUUAUGACUUGUUCUUGUUCGAUUUCGUGCUGUUUUGAUUCAAAAUGCUGUUUUGGUUCAAACAACGAUAUAGUGGAGGACGCUCAAAAUAUAUAAGCACUGACUCAAAGCACUAAGUAAAACAGCCGGUUAGUUUUCCCCUCGACAUUAUUAGACUUAUCCCGUGCAACAAUAUAUAGUGGACGCCAUCAAAGCGUUUGCGCUUUCACAUAGUUGUACCAAAGAGAAAAUCAUUUGUUGUAGAGAGUCCCUCUAGUUGUACUAGUUCUUCUUGUUGUACUAACUUGUUACUUGGAUGAAGCUCCUCUCCCUCUCCAAGUGUUGAUACUUACGCAACCGGUAGAACGCCUUCUAAUCAAAAGUCCUCCGCGAAGAACGCGAAGGACCACCACAGACCGAUUUAGAGCGCGAACGUAGUGGAAAUCAUUUCUCCUGCCCUGUGGUUUUCUACAGUGUCUUCGUGAAUCGACCUUUCAGUUGGAACUUUUUUGCGAAACUGGAUGAUGAGAUGAAGGCCAGAAAGAACAGCACCAAUGUCGGCAACAUCAGCUUCAAAGUGGAAGAAGCGCCAGGACUCCCUGAUGACGCGGAGGACGACUUCUUCCAGGGAUUGGAGGACAUUCAUUUGCACAGAACAACGGUGGACGUCGAAUACAGGUCGGAACAAACACCGGUAGUUGUAGGACGAAAUAGUAGUACAGCAAGAGGACCACCUUGUGGAGGUGGAGAAGAUCAUCAUUAUAGAGUUUUAGAGGAAGUGGUGGACGAGGAAGAAAAUGAAGAUAGUCCACCAAUCAAUAAUAUGUUGAACGGUCACGACAGCAGGUCCUCUACUACAUCUUCGAGAUCAAGAUCGACAUCUCCAGUCCUCGUGAAACACCAAUUACUUGCUGGAGAUGAGCAGUCUACGUCUAGGUCUACUCUGCUUCCACCUGCUUCUCCGGUUACAACAGGAGCUGCUGCUUCUCCGGUUACAACAGGAGCUGCUGCUUCUGGUUCUGAUUCAUCGGCACUUGCUGUUGCUGGACAAGAAGUAGACAUCAAGAACAUUCAUGAAAACGAAAAGCAGACACUUCUAGUACCUUCAUCAACAUUGUCUAGUACUAGUGCUUCCACCUCAACAGAGGAAAAAGGAAAAGCCGACAAAAAAGAAGAAGAAUCAACUGCCAUCGGAGAAAAAGCAUCAGAUGAGGAAGAGGACGAGAAGACGAUUUGGGAGAUUUUAGAUGAGUUGAUCGGCAUUGAUCCAAGGAAACUGCGGAUCUACGUCCAACUUGCCCUGGGUGUUUUACUCGCAAUAUCUCUCCUGCUCAUCAAGCAAGCGCGUGAAUCUGGCGAAACGCACCUCGUCUAUUUGCAUUCUGGUUUUUUGUUUUGUGUCGUGAUGCUGUCUUUGUCAGUGGAGUUCGUCUUGGCGGAAGCGGAGAGACUUACAAGGGAGAAGAAAUUGGAAGAUGAGGAGAAAAAAGCUACAGCAGCGGAGAAAGCUGGUCUUAAAAGCGAAAAUGGCAGCACUAGCACGAGGGAAACUACAACAGAAGCUUCCUCAUCAUCACAUGAAGAUGACGAAACGACAGCUCCGAAGAAGCGAAACUCGGAAGCGACAUGCGAUGGAGGAGGCGGCUUGAGUGGCGGCUUGGACCUUGAAUGAAACUGAAACUCUGUGUAGUAGUUUGUAGACCGAAGAAGAAAGGUCCUUAACCACGACUAAAAACUUCUGAAACUUCAACUCCAAGUGACAAAUGGUGCUUUUAUUAUACCCUCCGGUGGGUCGCUCCAUUAUUUUGGCUGUUGUUGUUGGUAUGUUGGAGGUGGUGUUGUUGACUGCAGCUUUGGCAAAAAUUCUUGCUGGUGCUGUUGCGACUGACGGUGCAUUGCAGAAUCUAGCCAAGCUGUUCUUCUGGAUGCGGUAGACACAUGAAUAAGAAAAUCUGUAUCGAUAAUGGUGCUUUACCUCUGCCUAUGCGUAGCAUAAUUCUACUGGCAUCUUGUGUGCCAAUAUUAGCAAGAUUCUACUAGUAACCACGUAACGUCUACGUCGCCAAUUGUGUAGAAGUUCUUAAAUGGCUGUGGUUGUGAACUUGUAACACCUCUAUCAUUUUUUUUGGCCGAUUCCGCCUAAGAAAGAUGAAUGGAUUUUAAACGUCGACUCCUCACACUUAGUGUCAAUGUUCUUCGUUCCACAUAUUUUUUACGGAGAAUAUACUGGAUGCACGAAAAAAUGCAUGAUGGAUCAUUAAUUUCUUUUUGAAAGGUGAAGGUCGGCUUACAUGACGAUGACGAAGCGCUAAUUUUUACCAUGCUAGUAGUAAAUCAAAUGAUUUCUUUUCUGUGCACCUCCACCUGCCCACAACUCUUCACUCCUGACCAUACAUCACACCCACUUUGUCACGCGAAGACCGCAUGCCAACUCUGACGAUGGAAUCCCCCUUCUUGUAGGCAUUCUACUUCCUUGAGGAACUCCUGUUUAAUAAAUUGUAAAAGAACUAGUCGUGGUGUCCCGUGUGUUCAGCGGUCCGAGACAUGAGAGAGGUGAAAGAAGGAGAGGUAGCGGCUAGGAGCGGCAGAGAGGGUAGAAGGCG
Molecule: messenger RNA, 3923 nt
Organism: Amoebophrya sp. A25
Lineage: Eukaryota; Dinophyceae; Syndiniales; Amoebophryaceae
Source: the annotation of a GenBank genome assembly